ACUCACCACAGGAACGUAAAAGGGAGCAGUGAGCUGUUGUGUGCUGCACUCGGACUGCACGGUAUAUGGAUCUGCAACAAUGAAGACCACUGCUGCUAAGAAUGAGAUUAAUUUCUUAAACUCUUCUCUCAAUACUGGGUUUGAGAUGCCUUUGACUCUACGGGAGAACCUCACGUCCGCCAUACACGGGGCGUUUGAGGUAGCGGUGGAAAUCGCAGUUCUCGAGGUGACCAAAUUGAUGUCUGUUGCUACUGGGGACAUGUAUGACAAGAUGCGACAGGAGAAUGAGACGCUAAAGGAAGAAUUACAAAAAGCCCAAGCUAUAAUAGACUCUGUGCGUGGUAAAGGUAGAAAUAAUGCCUCUAAAAUGAACCAACUUGUGCAAGACGACUCUGCAUUAAAUAUAACAACACACGAUGACAACGAUGUCCAAAAUAGAAAAGAGACUUAUUCUGCUGAUCAGCCUCUGUCCAGCGUGCAUCAAGAGGACGAAAAAGACGCACAAUAUGAUACAAGCGAAGAUGAUGCUGAUUUAGGAUCACAUGGACAAGAAACUCAUUUGGCAAAUGCAUGUGUUGAAGCUACGCAGACUAAAAAUUCUCUCAAAAAAUCAAAUGUCACAGAAACCAAUGAAGAAAUGCCCCUAUAUUGUGCCGUGAAAGUGGAAAAAAAUAAUAACCCGCCCUGUAUUGGUGAGAAAAGCGAAGCCCACAGUCUACCAGUGACUUUUCCUGACAAUUCUGCACGUCAGCUGGUCAAAGUCAAGCUGGAGAAACCAGAGGAAGAACUAAUUUCUUCAAAUUUUCUGGUAGACUCGUUUAAAGAGGAAGUAAUUUCACAACUUCAGUCAGAAAUACUGGAAGAGUGGACACCAGGAGGGUCUCAUUAUGAAAGUGAAGAACAAAAUGAGACAUUAUCAGCUCAUAGUCAAGCACGUGGUCAUCCUUCAAAUAUGGACUUCAAUCUAGACCUGGCCCUCGAGUCUUCAUCUGUUAAUGCGGACUUUCCAGUUCAUGGGACUGAUCAUCAAGCUCCAUCUCAAGAACAUCGUCCCCCUCAUAUCUAUGGAGGUCCUGUCCGUCGUAAUCAGGGUAACGCCAAAUCAAGUCUUCACACCUGCAGGUUGUGUGGCCAGACUUUCCCUUUGCCCAGCUUGCUAAGGCGCCACUAUGGUCAAUGUCAGCAGAAACUCAGCCAGCGUAUCUAUGUCCCAGCGGUUGGAGGUAAACGGACUAAACUCCAGCUCUACCCCCCUGGCUGCAGCCCUUUUCGGUGUCCAGAAUGCAACCGUGAAUUUAACCGCAUGGAAAAUCUUAAAACGCACCUUCGUAUUCAUACAGGAGAGCGGCCAUAUAAGUGCUCUGUUUGCUCUACAGCCUUCAGGCACUCAGGAGCUCUAACUCGACACUUCCGAAUCCAUACAGGAGAGAAGCCCUAUGUGUGUGGGCUUUGUGGAAAAUCCUUUAGAAACUGUGGUGGACUAAAAUUUCAUCAGCGUUCACACAACAAACAGCUGCAGAGUUGAAGAAUAGACAAGAAGGUGACCGUCUACUUCAGCUUACCAGGGACAGAUUCUAUCUAUGGGUUUCUGAAAACAAAAUAUAUGUUUUGAAUGGAAAAAGUCCCCAAAAUAUUGCAUAUACCAGGAAGCUGAAUUGGUUGUUUGUUUUCAGUUUCAGAUGUUAAACCAGCAGAUGGGGCAGAAGGCAGUUUUUGCAUUCAUGGUUUCACCAAAAUGAAGAUUUAGGACUGUCGGCAUAGCAUUAAAUAAUUCAAAACUAAAAAAAUUAUAUCUUGGUUAUAAAUGGAAUGGUUAUAAAAAGUCCCCAAAAUGGUGUCUAACAUGAAGAGGGCAUGUGACCUUUUUACAUGAUACAUUUUAACAAGUCUAUAUUUUAUUAUUGAGCAGGGGGUAGAUGUUUUAACCUGCCUUAUGGUUAAGUCUGUAAUUCCUGAGUGUUUAUAAAACUUGUCAGUUGAAUUUUCUAGCCACAAGAUUUACAUGGACAAUUUGUCACUUGAACAUUCUCUGGUCCCAUAAAAUUGGAUAGGUCCUCGCCCUUCACCUCAAAAUAAAACAAAAAAUUCAAGAAUGGUGAAAAUAUAGAUACACAAAUGAUCAAGCAUAUCAAUUAUCUGAGGUUGGGUCGAUACCAAACCUCGAAUUUGCACAGUAUUAAUUUCACCUACCCUAUCGCAAUUCAGCAUAGACUAAUGGAAUGCUGUAAUAUCAUCUGGAACACACAUUUCACAUCUAAUUAAUCCUUUCAUUGUAGAUGCUGAUUAACCUAAAAGUAGAUUUGGCCCUUGGUCUUGAUAUACCUGCUCAGUUUGUCGCAGGGUUGGGCAAAUGCAUGACCAUAAUUGUUGGUAAUUGGACUGGAGGAUUCACAGACAUGUACUAUUCUAUUAAUUCACGAUGGACCUUUGCUUUGUAAAUAAUGUUGCUGUAUUGUUAUUUUUAAAUAAAACAUACUGUACAACUA
Periophthalmus magnuspinnatus is the source of this 2486-nucleotide messenger RNA. Its product is annotated as zinc finger protein 311-like. Gene Ontology annotation, biological process: regulation of transcription by RNA polymerase II. The record is from RefSeq and is a predicted model, not a curated record. Bases 80 to 1525 code for a protein of 481 amino acids. NCBI's taxonomy places the organism in Eukaryota, Metazoa, Chordata, Actinopteri, Gobiiformes, Gobiidae. Gene Ontology annotation, molecular function: RNA polymerase II cis-regulatory region sequence-specific DNA binding; DNA-binding transcription factor activity. The transcript has 3 exons.